AUGAUGAUGAUACCCCAUAGAAUAGUAUUGUUGCUACUCCUUUGUAGUUCGGUUGUCCUCUCUGAGAACGGUGGUUAUAAAAUACUUGGUAAAAUUGUUGAUCAAUGCUCGACGAAGGAAGAAAUGUUCAAGUGCUUCAAAAUACAAGCUCUCAAAAUGGCCGAUAGAGCCUUACGGCAGAGAUCCUUGAAGAUCCUCGACGGGGUUUCGCUCGUUGGAGAUGGCAGAUACGGCAGAACAUUGUACCAACGUGAGAAACUAAACGACACCAAACUGGAAAAACUCAAAGCUGAAGAAUUGGACGACCUUCUCACAGACAAAUCCAGACGUUUCCUGGAGUCCAGAACUCUUACAAUCGACUUUCCCAAAGCAGUUAGAGAGAGCGAAGAAGGCAGGGGCAAAAAGAAGCAACAAGGCGGCUAUGGAGCGUUGAUGUGGGCUUUGGCCAUAAAAUUCUCCUUCCUCACCAUGGCGUACAAAGGUAUAGCGGUUAUGGCCGGUAUGGCCCUUCUGGUGGGCAAGAUGGCUUUACUGCUGAGUGCCAUACUGGGCCUUAAGAAACUUGUAAGUAGCAAUCAUCACGAGAAAACCACGUUCGAGAUUAUAAAGAAGCCAAUCCAUUCCGAGCAGCAUACGCAUUCGACGUCAUACGAAGACGACAGUCACUACAGAAGAAUGUAUAAGGAUUACGACGAUUAUAAUCAGAGUAAAGUGUAUAAAGCGUUUAUACCAAGUAACUAA
Molecule: messenger RNA, 741 nt
Organism: Brassicogethes aeneus
Lineage: Eukaryota; Metazoa; Arthropoda; Insecta; Coleoptera; Nitidulidae
Source: the annotation of a GenBank genome assembly